AUGUCCCAGAAUCUGACAACCUGUGAAACGAUGCUCACAUAUUCAACAUCGAUCGAACUCCGUCUAUCGCUUCUCCUGAAUUGGUUCAUUUUGCUUCCAGCUUUUCCAAUAAUAGGAUAUUCGUUAUACUUUUCAUUCACACAACGGGUUUUUCAUAAAAAUACUCAAAUCCAAAUAAGUAUUCAUUUGGCUGCAUUAUUCUCUCUUCACACCGCUGACCUCUUCAACUAUUUCUACCCAUAUCAAUCCGGAUGUGAAAUUUUACCAAAUUUUUAUAGGUUCAAUUUUUUCCCAAAAUCCCAAAAUUUUCAAAGUUUCAGAUGCCUAAUUUUCCGAUUUUUGUACAAUGCUGGCCAAGCUACCGUAUCAAUGACCCCGAUUUCCAUAACUUUAGAGCGUCUGAUCGCUGUAAAAUACAAUCGAGCUUAUGAGAAUUGCUCAAUUAAUUAUGGAAUCUUUUUGGGCGUUUUUCAAAUAUUUCUGGCAAUUUGUUAUCUUUUUACGAGAUAUGUACAUGCUGCUUUCACUCCAUCCAGCUUCACAUUUUUCUAUUGUCAGACACUGGUGUCGAGUACGAUUUCAACUGCUGAGACUAUCAUCCCAUUGUCAAUGGUCAUUUGCUCACAAAUCAUUUCGAUUGUGGUUUUUCGAAUUUUGGAGAUCAAAAAUAAGAAACUUCGAGCAGUAGCGGAUAUUAAUUUGAGCACCCGAUACACUUUGGAUCAGGGAAGAAGAUCUUUCGUCGCUCUAAAAUCUUUCAUACAUUUCAAUUGCAUCACAAUUUCUACAAUUUUACUUGGAAUUGUUGUUCUCCAUUUAGCUUCUCCAUUCUUCACGAAACCCAAUUAUAUGGCUAUUAUUGAAUUAACCCAUGCAAUUCCAUUAUACGGUAUUAUCGUUUGUAUUGGCGUUUGGUGGAAAUUGAGAAUUUUGGACGGAGAGCAAAGAAGGAAUAUCACAAUGGCACUUCGUAGAAAACCUAUGCAUACUGAUUUGUAUUUUCAAAUGCGCAAGAUUCAAUUUUCUGCUAAGGAACAACAAGAAACUGCGGCUUUCAUGACAAGACCAAAAAUUGAGAAACUGAUUAUCACAGGGGUUCUGAGCAACUGGUCCGAAGAAAAAGCCACAUUUGCCCCACCAGAAGCAUUCAUACCAAAUUGUGAGAACCUGAAACUCGCGGAUUUUCAACAAGAGUGUCUUCUGGAAUGGAUAACUUCGUCUCUUCAAAUUCGGCGCGAAUUCAAAAAUUUUGAAAUUGAUUGUUGGAGUGUUGAAGUGCCAAUCAGACCGUUUAUUCAAGGGUUGAAAGUUUCGAAGCAUUUAAAAAUUCGAUGUGAAACUGGAAUGACGGAUGAGGAAUUAGAAGGAAUUGAAGCGAUGGAUUUGACAGUUUCAUCCGAUCAGAUCACUCCAGCAGCGGCGAAGAUAAGAUUACUGAAGUUUCUGAAAUUCGGAAAACGACACGAAAAAUUGGAAAUUCGAACUGUGCAUCCUCAAUUUUUCGAUGCUCAAAGAGAUUUGUUCUCUGAUAGUUGGAUUGUCAAAAAAAUUCCUCAAGAUUAUGAAGAAGGCGGAGAGUUCAUUGGGAAAAUCUUCAGCGGCUUUGAAAAUAUACAUGGAAUUCAGGAUACUCGCGAAUUUUCAUGUGAUUAUUACGGAGAUUCUAUGAGAAUUUUCUGCGCGGUGGUUGAAAAAUCGAAGACUUCAUUGACAUUGUAUCCGUUUUGA
Molecule: messenger RNA, 1728 nt
Organism: Caenorhabditis briggsae
Lineage: Eukaryota; Metazoa; Nematoda; Chromadorea; Rhabditida; Rhabditidae
Gene: Cbr-srab-13
Product: Protein CBR-SRAB-13
Exons: 10
Coding region: 1-1728 (575 amino acids)
Source: RefSeq, a predicted model, not a curated record